Pogoniulus pusillus (Red-fronted tinkerbird) is the source of this 2117-nucleotide messenger RNA. It is a transcript of the gene SELPLG, whose product is annotated as selectin P ligand. Gene Ontology annotation, cellular component: plasma membrane. The transcript has 2 exons. Bases 652 to 1914 code for a protein of 420 amino acids. Gene Ontology annotation, biological process: leukocyte tethering or rolling. NCBI's taxonomy places the organism in Eukaryota, Metazoa, Chordata, Aves, Piciformes, Lybiidae. The record is from RefSeq and is a predicted model, not a curated record.
GCAGCUGCACCUCCUGCCUGUGGUUAGGGUGGGGUGAGCCCUGCAGACUUACGUGGCCCUCCGUGCCUGGUGGCUCCCCAGAGCCCCCCAGGAGCUCUUCAGCCGCAGACUGCCACCUGAGGACAUCGGUGCCAAGAGACGGUUCCUGGUGUGAGGGACCUGCAACUGCACCGAGCCAGGCCCUUGCCCUCCUCCUCCUCUUCCUCCUGUUUGCACGUGAAGGCCAUUUCAUAGCGCUGAGCUACCUCCAUGUCCCAUGACGUCUUCCCACCACCCUGUCUGUGCCCACAGCAUGCCCGCGGGGGGGCUGUCUGGCAGCCCUGGCACCAGGUUUCCCAUCACUUCUGCUUUUGGGGUGAUGCAAACCUCGGCACAGAGCGCAGCAGAGGCUGAGCUGCUCCGCCGCUGGGGCUGGGCUGCUGCGGGGGCUUCAGGAGGGGUGGGAGCCCCCUUUUUGGGACUGUACCCCCACAUCCUGGGUGCCCACAGCUCCCAUCCUUUGGUGGCCCCACUCCUGGCGUGACGUCCUUCCUCCUGCCAGCUCUCUGAAACCACAGCAGCUCUUCCGCGCCUCCCUUCCCGCGCAGGCGGAGGGCAGCCUGCGACGCCCUGCAGCCUCCCAGCUGCCCGCGGUGCUGGCACAGCCAGGUGAUGCCAGCUGGUGCUGCAGCUCGGGGCCUCACGGUGCUCCCCGGCAAAGGUCCCAUGGCACUGGGCUGGGCUGUGCUGGUGAUUCUGGUGCUGAGUGCCCUUUGGGCAUGCAGGGCUGUGCCACCGCUGGAGCCGGGCCAGCAGCGCGGCGUGGGAUGGGUCUGGGGAGCGAGCAAGCAGGCACAAGCUGAGCCUCUGCCACCCUCCCGCAGGAGAAGAGAUGAUGGUGGGCAGCAGCCCACUGCCACCACGCUGGGGCACGGCCACUCUGCCACCAUGCUGCCCAGCAGCAACCUGACUGAUUCCCUUGAGUCUGACCUGCUGCUGGGCUCUGUGCCACCACCAGCACCCUUCACCAACACCAGCCUGCAGCAGGGGCUUGCUGUGCCCAACACAGAGCUGCCAACUGACCUGCAGGAUGAGACUGAUCCUCCUGACCCUGGCCUGCUGCUGGGCUCUGUGCCACCACCAGCACCCUUCACCAGCACCAGCCUGCAGCAGAGGCUUGCUGUGCCCAUCACAGACCUGCCAACAGACCUGCAGGAUGAGACUGAUCCUCCUGACCCUGGCCUGCUGCUGGGCUCUGUGCCACCACCAGCACCCUUCACCAACACCAGCCUGCAGCAGGGCCUUGCUGUGCCAACCAUCACAGACCUGCCAACAGACCUGCAGGAUGAGACUGAUCCUCCUGAUCCUGGCCUGCUGCUGGGCUCUGUGCCACCACCAGCACCCAGCACACAGACAGCCCCCCAGAAGAGCUUCACCACUGUCCUCAGGCUCACAUUGCCCAGCAAGGAGGGGACAGCAGGCAGUGGCACGGACAGUAACUCGGUGACAUCCCCAGCCCUCAGUGCCACCAUCACGGGUGACAAGGUCAAGAAAUCCAGGUCUCCACACACGCCAACUCCUGCAGCCCCUUGGCACACCAAGCCCGAGGGGACCACGGAACCAGCCUUCUGGGAGCCCAGCAGGGUGGUGGGCAAGUGCCUGCUGGCAAUGCUGUUGCUGGCCCUGGUGGCUGCCACCUUCAUGGUGUGCACGGGGGUGCUGGGUACCCUGCUGUGGCGCCGGGCACGGUCAGCGCGGCGCCGGCUGAGCCACACCGAGAUGAUUUGCAUCUCCUCCCUGCUGCCCGACAGCGAGGUGCCCACCAACGGCCCCAGAGCUGCCCCUGGCCAGCGCCCGAAGCUGCUGCUCAACGGCGGCUCCGAGGUGGAUGGUGACAACCUGACUCUCAGCAGCUUCCUGCCAGAGCACUCCUGAGCUGCAUGGAUGGGAACUGCAGCCCAGAGCGUCGAGGGGAUGAGCCUGGGCACGGUGCCCACUCUGCUGUGCCCGCAGAGCCGUGGGUAGGGGACCCUUAUCUCCUCGGAUUUAUGCUUUAUCUUGGACUGGUGUGAGGAGGAGCUGCUUUCCCCUGGGGUGAGCCCUACCCUUGAUCCCAUCCCAUUAAAGUGUUACCUGGA